AUAUGCUAAUGAAACCAAAGGAAGAGUGUCAGUGAUUGAUCAUCCAGAUCAGAGUUUCUUUACUGUGACUAUGAGAAACCUGCAGCAUGAAGACACUGGAGCUUAUUGGUGUGUUGUGGAGAUUGGAGGAAUAUUUGAACGAGAUGAGAGUGAGCAGCUCUAUCUGACAGUUCAAUCAGCUCCUGAUGUGUCUGUGGUGAGCAGCAGUGUAUCUGGACAUGAAGGUGGUGAUAUCAGUGUUCAGUGUUUCUACAGUUCUGGAUAUCAGAAUGAAGUCAAACAGUGGUGCAGAUAUAAAGAUCAGAGCUGUUACACAGUGGGGAGGACUAACACAUCCCAGAAUUCAUCAGUCCAGAUCAGUGAUGAUGGGAGAAGAUCCUUCACUGUGCUGAUGACUGGACUGAGAUUCACUGAUUCUGGCUGGUACUACUGUUCUGUAGGAGAUCUGCAGGCUCCUGUUCAACUUAAUGUCUCUGAAAAUUCACAGGUUCAUUUUCUCACUGUCACUGAACCAAAACCAGCAACUGUUUGCACAGACACCAGCACUGAGAAUAUAUGGCACAGAGAGGAGCGUUUCUGUCUGUCACAGAAUUAGAGAUCGCAGGCUC
This is a messenger RNA of Carassius auratus (goldfish), 608 nucleotides long. RefSeq names its product CMRF35-like molecule 1. Gene Ontology annotation, molecular function: transmembrane signaling receptor activity. The transcript has 5 exons. NCBI's taxonomy places the organism in Eukaryota, Metazoa, Chordata, Actinopteri, Cypriniformes, Cyprinidae. Gene Ontology annotation, cellular component: plasma membrane. The coding region runs from base 71 to 595 and encodes 174 amino acids. The record is from RefSeq and is a predicted model, not a curated record.